Esox lucius (northern pike) is the source of this 3776-nucleotide messenger RNA. It is a transcript of the gene syt2b, whose product is annotated as synaptotagmin-2. The transcript has 9 exons. The record is from RefSeq and is a predicted model, not a curated record. Gene Ontology annotation, cellular component: dense core granule; axon; synaptic vesicle membrane. Gene Ontology annotation, biological process: regulation of dopamine secretion; calcium ion-regulated exocytosis of neurotransmitter; regulation of calcium ion-dependent exocytosis. Gene Ontology annotation, molecular function: syntaxin binding; calcium ion binding; phosphatidylserine binding. Lineage: Eukaryota; Metazoa; Chordata; Actinopteri; Esociformes; Esocidae. Bases 408 to 1697 code for a protein of 429 amino acids.
GGGAAAUACAGCAGUGGAAAAGCAAGCACUGAUGCUUGUGCUGAUUUGCAGAGUGAGAAUGUUAAUAUGCGUCUGUAUCUUUUCAUUUCCCCCAGAUCUGAUAAACUGAGCACCACAGGCCCCAUAAAUACUAUUUUAUAUGAGCCUGUGUGUGAGAGUGUUUAAAGAGUGCUUUCGUGAAGGGAACCCCAGGGGUGACUGCAGGGACUGAGCAGUUACAAAGGCUUGUCUUUUUCCAGAAGGGAUAAACCAAAAACCACUAUUUAUCUUCAAGAUUGCACUUUUUUGUUCUUCUAAGACCAUAUCUCAAGUGUCCUGCAGGUACUACGGACAGAAGUCCCUCUUUCUAUCUUUUUUAGUAGAUCGCAGCUUCCAUACAGGGACUUUGAGUUGCCUAGUCAUUGAGGAUGAAGUGGAACUUGUUUAAGAAUAAGCCGGAGGCCAUGGUGGGUCCAGAACCCACGGGCACUGGCGCUACCAUGACGGCGGCUCCGGCCGUCGCUACCACCGUGGCGGAGACCCCUGGCAACGGCACGGAGUCCAAAAAUGACAUAUUCGAAGAGAUCAAGAGCAAGUUCUUGAACCAGAUCGACAAGAUCCCACUGCCUUCAUGGGCCAUCAUAGCCAUCGCUGUGGUCGCGGCACUUCUCAUCUUAACCUGCUGCUUCUGCAUCAUCAAGAAGUGCUGCUGUAAGAAGAAGAAGAACAAGAAGGGCAAGAAGGGCAAGGACGGGUUCAACAUGAAAAACAUGAAAGGGGAUGAGAAACAGGAUGACGACGACGACGAAGGUGAGACAGGUUUGACGGAGGAGGAAAAAGAGGAAGAGGAGAAAGAGGAGGAGAAGCUGGGCAAGCUGCAGUACUCACUGGAUUACGACUUUCAAGACAAUAAGCUAACGGUGGGAAUCCUCCAAGCUGCAGAUCUUAUCUCAAUGGACAGUGGAGGCACUUCUGACCCUUACGUCAAGGUCUAUGUCCUGCCCGACAAGAAGAAGAAGUUUGAUACCAAGGUUCACAAGAAAACACUGAACCCUGUCUUUAAUGAGACAUUUGUUUUCAAGUUACCAUAUGCUGAGCUCGGAGGGAAAACCCUGGUGAUGUCAGUCUUCGACUACGACCGAUUCUCCAAGCAUGACAUCAUUGGAGAGGUUAAGAUCCCCAUGAACACCAUAGACUUGGGACAGCCUAUUGAAGAAUGGAGGGAUCUGGAAAGUGCUGACAAAGAGGAGCCUGAGAAGUUGGGCGACAUCUGUAUCUCUCUCCGUUACGUGCCCACUGCUGGCAAACUCACUGUCUGCAUCCUGGAGGCAAAGAACCUCAAGAAGAUGGACGUGGGUGGACUGUCUGAUCCUUAUGUGAAGAUUGCCUUGCUGCAGGGAGGCAAAAAACUGAAGAAAAAGAAGACCACGGUGAAGAAGAACACUCUGAAUCCUUACUAUAAUGAGUCCUUCAGCUUUGAGAUCCCAAUGGACAUGAUGCAGAAAAUUUUGGUGGUGGUGACAGUGUUUGAUUAUGACAAGAUUGGCAAGAAUGACGCCAUUGGGAAGAUAUUUGUGGGCAGCAAGGCGACGGGCCCUGGUCUGAAGCAUUGGUCUGACAUGCUUGCUAACCCCAGGCGUCCCAUUGCCCAGUGGCAUCCACUACAACAGGAAGAGGAUGUAGAUGCGGCACUUGCAGCUUUAAAUGCAAAAAAGUAACUUAAACGGGCCUAUUGAAUACCAACUAACUCAAAAACCCUCCCUCCCCAAAACCUCCAACACUGCAUGAAACUCAUGAAAUACACAUGACCCAGUCAUGUCUACUUGAAACACCGAACAGAAAUAAAGAAACGUCUAGAAUAUCAGCUUACUCAUAGUUAAACAUGACCACUUUUUCGGCGCCACAGCAUUUCAUGUAGUGUAAAGCAAAGAGAGGGAGAUUGAGUGGUUGAUGGAUGGAUUGGUCUGUGUUUCAUUUCAACAUGCUUUUUAGAAAAAGUUGCUUACGUGCUGACAAUGAAACUCGGAGAAAAGCUCACUGAAAGAGAUGGCAGUCAUGAUGUAGCUUCUGCAUUUAGUUUCUAGAACAUUGUGCAUGUUUUACUUACGCUCACUCUGCUCUCCAUAAGCCAUGCCAAAGCGAUUCCCAAUAGCAUAUACUGUAUCUUGUCCUCAAACUCGUAAAUGUGCCAUAACUUGCAGAAAAUAUUAAUAGUAUGGAAUUGGUCACAAAGAAUAGUUUUAGGUCUACUACUCUAAAGGGGUGUAGGUGAGAUGGUAGGUAUACAUAGAAUAGAAUGUCAUCCAUUCUCUAAUGUCUUUCUGAAGUAAAGGAACAAUGCUAGGAUUAUUCGUUGUUCCAAUUGAAUUUUUAGCGUGUGUAUUCCCAUAAAUAUGAGAGAAAUAAUGUUGCAAGAAUGUCAGUUUACUUUGCAGUUUAUUAUUGCUCUAUCAUGAUUCAUGCCUAUGCAGUUAUGAGCAAGGUCUAGACAGGUAUCAGGUCUUUUAGAGUGAAACACUGUCUGGGACCGGUUCAUGGGUGCCUUUUUAAUCAAAAAAGUUUGUACAUUUGGCGUUCAGCAUGCAGUGAGGGAAACUGUAUGCCUGGCAAAAGUCAUAAUAACCACAGCACAAGGAAACUGUAGAUGUGUCACCAACCUUUUUUGACCACUUGGAUGUAACUGUGAGGGUCUAUACAUGGUUAAGUAAAUAAAUUGUGAGGAAUUCAAAUGUGUUUUCAACCCAUACUGCAAACUGUAUGUGUUGAAAACACAUCUGACCUUUUACAAUUUAAGUCAAAGAUAAAAAACUGUUGUGAAAAGAAAUUAUCAUUAUACCUAAUAUUCAACUAAGACAACAUGACACCAUAUAAACAAUUGUGAAUUUAUUUUUGGCAUUGGUGCUGUCAAGAUGAUAGGGGCAUAUGUUAUAUAAUGGGACCAUCUGCUUGUUACAGCCACUGCUUGUAAAUUGUAAAACACUGCGCAUCUCUUAAAUGACUGAUACAAACAUACUGGAGGGGAUGUUUUCUCAGUUAAAAUGUGUUUGCAUGAAGGCCCAAAGUCUAUUCCUCUUUGCUGAGGAAGACUGUGGGUAUUCAUUUAAUUCCUGUAUGCUCACAUUGUAAUGAUGAACAACUCACGAGUCCUCACAUUGUAAUGAUGAACAACUCAUGAGUCCUCAUAUUGUAAUGAUGAGCAACCGGUAUAUACAAACGCGGCACUUGCUUGAAACAAAUUAGAGUUAAAGUUGGCAUGACUUAUGCUUUGUGCUCGUUUUCAUGACAAUGGCGUUGGCUUUUGCACCACACACACUUAUCAGCAACCUGCUCAGUAUGUUGCCCUUACUGUACGAUGCCAAAGUACUGAAACAUUGUGGUAUUGUCCGCUGUUUUUUCAAACCUGUUUUUCCCAAGGGCGUUGUUCGUUCAGACAUCCUAUGAUUUUGAUGUCCAAGAGGCCAUGUAUAAGAUUAUCCAACGGAAAAGAGGGUGAAAGGUAGAAUACUAAAAGGUCCAUUGAAACUUUCUGUAGUUUGGCCUCCCUCUCUCUCUCUUACUGUAAACAUUAGGCUUUGAGCAAAAUCUGUUAAUACAGCAUGGAUCUAUAAAUAAAAUGUUGUAAAUAGCAGCAUGUUUUAAAGAGGAACCUUACUUAUAUUGUGUAUGUGUUGUUUGUGUCCAAUGUCAUUUUGAUAAUAAAAUGGAGAGAAAAAUAUGCACUGACUGCACAUUUUAUGUAUUCUCCCUUUAGGUUAUGGGACUAAACAUAUGUCUGAAUAGGGUAUGCUGAUUUUAUA